Molecule: messenger RNA, 1004 nt
Organism: Owenia fusiformis
Lineage: Eukaryota; Metazoa; Annelida; Polychaeta; Sabellida; Oweniidae
Source: the annotation of a GenBank genome assembly
AUGACUGGUCCCGAGAUAAAUUUCCCAUAUAAAUCUGACGUCAAUACUCAAAUCGAGGUUACUUUACUUUCCAAAAUGGCGUCCAUCAUUUUUCGAAAUGCUCGACUUGUUAUCCAAAGAACCGCCCAAAUAACAUCAGUAAGAUAUUCAGGACAUACUCCAUCAGUCAUUGACCCACAGGAGGGAAAAGUUGCCACUGACAAGGUAUCAAUGGCUGACACUUUAGGGCAGUCUGUUGGGGCUGAACGUUAUGAGCAGCUUAUGAGACUAGCAGGAAAUGAGGAUCCAUUUGAGAUGAAUGUGAUGCAGAUGGGAAAGGGAACAAAAUCAGAACCUACAGCAAUUCCAUCUUUGUACGAGAAAAGGCUCGUAGGAUGUAUAUGUGAAGAAGAUGCUGUUAGCAUUAACUGGAUGCAUCUACACAAAGGGGAACCUAAACGCUGUGAAUGUGGAUACUGGUUCAAACUAGAGGCCAAGAAACCUGAAAAAUUAGCUGUUGAACUGAAACAAGCACAUCAUUAAAAAUAUAGGACUUAGCCAAUUGAUAGACUAUUUAAUUUGAUCGGGUUGAUUUAAAAAUGUGAAUCUAAACAGUUUGAAGAUGUAUACGUAACCAGUGGUAACCAGUGGUAACCAGUGGUAACCAAUGGUACUUGUUACUUCAAGUAGAUAAAUGUUGGAUGAUUGAUAGAAUCCUUUUUGUAUCAAUUCUGUGUAUACAUAAUACAAAGCUUUUUUUCACCAUUGUCUAAAACUGCCAAAUAUGUCAAAUUGUGAUUCCAAGCCAUUACCUGAAAUUGAUUGAAAGUGACUUGAAUUUGUGUACAUUUGAUAUGUAAUUUAUGAAAUCUAUUUUGUGCCUACUCACUUUGAACCACUGCUUUCAUGUAAACUAACCUGCAUUUCAGUCAUGGUUGAGGGUUCAACUGCAGUCAUGUUAAAAAUGGUUUACUGUUUGAAAGUACCAUGUGUGCACCUUAUAUGUAUUAUUGACAGCAUCACAU